GGCGCGGAUGAGCUGCAGAAGCAGAACACUGCUCUCAUCCACAGACAUUAGGCUCCCAUCCCUCAACACCACAGCGCGAUGGCCGCAGCAGUGGAUUCGAACUGUUAAAUGUUGUUUAAUUAUUUUUAACUAGCGUUACCUCACAAAGCAUAUGAUUCGCGUCCCUCGCAGCUGCGCUACAAACACUGCAAGUGGUCGCCACUGCGCUAAGACGACUCACCAGCUGCCACAAACAGUGACCCGGGCACCAAGAGGAAGCUGAGCUACCAGGCUGCAUGGCGGAGCCGGAGCUUCUGUUGGACUCCAAUAUCCGACUUUGGGUUGUGCUACCCAUCGUCUUCAUCACGUUUCUUGUCGGGGUGAUACGGCAUUAUGUUUCCAUUCUUCUUCAGAGUGACAAGAAGUUGACGUUAGAACAGGUUUCUGACAGCCAGGUUCUUAUUCGGAGCAGAAUCCUCAGAGAAAAUGGAAAAUACAUCCCCAAACAGUCUUUUUUGAUGAGGAAGUUCUACUUCAAUAAUCAAGAAGAUGGAUUUUUCAAGCAGACCAAAAGAAAGGUUGUUCCACCCUCUCCAAUGACAGAUCCCAGCAUGCUGACAGACAUGAUGAAGGGAAAUGUCACCAAUGUUCUUCCCAUGAUCCUCAUUGGAGGCUGGAUCAACUGGACCUUUUCAGGAUUUGUAACAACUAAGGUUCCCUUCCCUCUCACUCUGCGCUUCAAGCCCAUGCUUCAACAAGGAAUAGAGCUGCUUUCACUGGAUGCCUCCUGGGUGAGCUCGGCGUCAUGGUAUUUCCUGAACGUGUUUGGACUACGAAGCAUGUACUCAUUAAUUCUUGGACAAGAUAAUGGUGCAGAUCAGUCGAGGAUCAUGCAGGAGCAGAUGAGUGGUGCAGCCAUGGCCAUGCCUGCAGAUACAAAUAAAGCUUUCAAGGCUGAGUGGGAGGCACUGGAACUGACGGACCAUCAGUGGGCUCUAGAGAGUGUAGAGGAGGAUCUGAUGAGCAGAGAGCUGGACUUGGAUGGGAUGUUUAGCAAGGAGCUGCCGAGUGGCAUCUUCUGAUGGCCGGGUCACUUCUACUUGGAGCCUUCAAUUUUAAUGUUGAUCAUUGCAGGGAUUUGUUUUUGGUUAGAGCCCCAGAGAUUGGACACAUCCCUUAAUGUUAUGCAACGUUUACAUUCACUUAUUUGUUGUCCUUGUCUUUUCACAUGUAUGAUUACCUUUCCAUUCCUGUCCAUUUAAUAUCUGAAAUAACACUGGUUCUGCUGCUGUUCCAUCUCUUUUGAGAUGUUUGGGAGACAUUAAGUGGCUUUUCGCUUACUGGAAGGCAUUAUUAUUAGCGUGUAACUGUAUGCCAUCAUGCCAUUAGGUAAUAGAAUGUGAACUACCUAGUGCUUCUUUUUUAUUGUGUCAUGCACCGCUAGACUAGCUGUUUCAUUUUCCAUUUGUGUGUUUAAACAAUAGACGUUUAUUUUAUUAUACUUUAACAAUCUUUAUUUGACUCAUCUGUUAGAUCAUAGAUGGAUCAGUGGUUCUGUGUCAGCUGCCUAAAGCUGGAAAUAGACCCAGAAGUGAUUAGCUGUUGGCAGAGAAUGUUUGUGUGAUUGAAAUAUUGUUUUUUUGAACUAUGUAGAUGGUUUAUUUUGUAAUGUAACCCCUGUGUGUUUUGUACAGCAUAAAGCCUGUUUUGACAAAAUAAACGGUUUUAUUUGUUGCAAUGCA
This is a messenger RNA of Cyclopterus lumpus (lumpfish), 1721 nucleotides long. It is a transcript of the gene emc3, whose product is annotated as ER membrane protein complex subunit 3. Gene Ontology annotation, cellular component: membrane; EMC complex. Bases 276 to 1061 code for a protein of 261 amino acids. The record is from RefSeq and is a predicted model, not a curated record. Gene Ontology annotation, biological process: protein folding in endoplasmic reticulum. The transcript is spliced from 9 exons. NCBI's taxonomy places the organism in Eukaryota, Metazoa, Chordata, Actinopteri, Perciformes, Cyclopteridae.